Diachasmimorpha longicaudata is the source of this 2727-nucleotide messenger RNA. Its product is annotated as replication factor C subunit 4. NCBI's taxonomy places the organism in Eukaryota, Metazoa, Arthropoda, Insecta, Hymenoptera, Braconidae. The coding region runs from base 1563 to 2639 and encodes 358 amino acids. The record is from RefSeq and is a predicted model, not a curated record. The transcript has 6 exons. Gene Ontology annotation, molecular function: ATP hydrolysis activity; ATP binding; DNA binding. Gene Ontology annotation, cellular component: DNA replication factor C complex; nucleus. Gene Ontology annotation, biological process: DNA-templated DNA replication; DNA repair.
CUCAUUACGCUUUUUCACUCUGAUUAAUGUACGCUUAGUUGUUGCUAAUUUCCUCAUUGCGAUGAUAAACAAAUGUCAGGAUUGUGUUAGAUUAAUACAGAGCUGGAGUGAUAUUCUGCUCAGUGCAAGCCAGCAAACGUCAAUGACAUCAUUUAGGGAAUUAUCAAUUAAUGAUGAAAUCACGAUUGGCGGUAUCUCCCUCCUGGAUAAUUGAAAUUCGUGCGUCGGUGGUGCCAAAGGGAACGACAAAUCGCAUGCCGUUCAUGUACCCCCCACCACCGGAUAUUUUCAAACUACACGGAGGAGUGGGGAAGUGGCAGUGACCGCGGGAAAGGCGCCGCAGGAAAGGAGAUUCUAUGGUGGAAAGACCAUUUUAUGGGCGCGAGGACAACGAAUUGGGGGAAAUUCAAUCGACUAAUGACGUAUGGAUGGUGGACACCGAGGACUACGGCCCUGUACGCACGAGACUGCGACCACGUGGGGAACCGGUGGGAAAUUCAGAUCUCGGGGAGAGAGAGACGUAAUUGUAAAAUUAUGAGAUCACUGUCGAUAUUGUUGAGACUGUGAAUUAAAUUAUCGUCUAUCAAUGAUCAUUGAUCGUAGGCUGUAUCGGGGAAUCCCGUUGUGCAUGUGUUGGUAGAAUUUUCACGCCGGAUUUUCCAGGGCCGUUACGGUCUUCUGAGAAAACACUUCGUUUGUAAGAAUUGCAUUUUUUUUUAGAAUGGAAAAGACGUUGGGAAAUGGGAGUUCCCCAUCGCCAGCAUAAUAUUUAUUGUUAUUGUUGUGGAUGCAAUUUUGUUGUGGCAUUUUUUUGGCGUGAAAAGAGAGAUUAAAAAUUGAAAAAAUACUUUUGCAAAGAUCUACCGCAUUAAUGUUUUUAAUCAGGAAUUUUUAUGAUAUUUUUGCGUUGUUAUUCUCUGUAUGACUUAAUUUUUGCCAUCCAGAAAUAAACCUCAAUGCCAAUUAUUAUCACUCCAUUUAAACUUGAAUGAAUCAUGUCGCAAAACGUUAAAAUAUUCCUUAUCGAUUAGAAACUAAUAAUUAUGUCCGGGCAUUUCUCAAUUGUCAGCGUUCCAGGAAAGUGUCACGCUGACCAUGCGGAAUGCAGGCGCAUUACGGCGUAACGCGGUUAACCCAAUACCUGCAUGACGUAUGUCUCUAAUUACGACGAGUCACUAUAAAUUACCCCUGAAAAUUUGAAAGCGAUUUUUUAAAUUUUUCGGCGAUAAUUUACCAGUCGAUAGUUGCAGUCAUAUAGGUUCCGCAUAUGGUUCAUAGAGGGCGCCGCUCACAUUAUUUAUUUAUAAAUAAAUGGAAAACUAACGAAACAUUUAAAGCUCAGUACAAACGAGUACAAACCUACUACUAACAAUAGAAUUAAUUUAUUUUGCGAAAAGUAAUCACUUACUGGCUAUGGAUCUACGAAUUCGUUUGUCUAUUGGCGGGAACUCAGUCCACCAUAACCAAACAAGAAAUUAACCGCGUCGACAACUUGAGUUUUGUUCAACUGAUGUUUGAUCGUUAGUUCUUGGUAUUUUUAUUUAGUUGUGAAAAAUAAUAAAAUGCAGGCAUUUUUGAAAACUGGUAAGGUUGGAUCGACUGCUGGGACAAAGCCCUCGACGUCUAAAGGGUCCAAAGAGCCGAAGAAUGCAGCUGCCCCUCCUUGGGUCGAAAAAUAUCGACCUAGAACUGUUGAGGAUGUCGUCGAGCAAGGGGAAGUGGUGGAGGUCCUUCGUCAGUGCAUGACGGGUGGAGAUUUUCCAAAUUUAUUGUUCUAUGGACCCCCAGGAACGGGAAAGACCAGUACGAUUCUCGCUGCUGCCAGACAACUCUUCGGUAAUAUGUACAGGGACAGAAUCCUUGAGCUCAAUGCCUCCGACGAACGAGGGAUCCAGGUGGUGAGGGACAAGGUCAAACAUUUUGCUCAAUUAACUGCUGGAAAUACCAGACCUGAUGGAAAACCCUGUCCCCCCUUUAAAAUAGUCAUCCUGGACGAGGCGGAUAGCAUGACUCACGCAGCCCAAUCGGCUCUCCGUCGAACAAUGGAAAAAGAAUCUCACAGCACUCGUUUCUGCCUCAUCUGCAACUACGUUUCGAGAAUCAUCGAGCCCCUGACAUCACGUUGCACUAAGUUCCGAUUUAAGCCCCUCGGGGAGGAGAAAAUCAUCGAACGAUUAGAGUACAUUUGCAAGAAUGAGGACAUCACAGCUGAUAAAUACGUCCUCACGAAAUUAGUUGAAGCGUCUGGGGGUGAUCUUCGAAGAGCGAUCACUUGUCUCCAGUCUGUCACGAGGCUGAAGGGCAAGGGGAUCGAGAUUACUGUAGAGGAUGUACUGGAAGUCACUGGGGUAAUUCCAGACAAGUGGCUAGCCAAAAUGCUGGAAGUGUGCGAGGGCCAUGAGUUCACGAAAGUCGAGCAAUUUGUCGACGAUUUCCUGCUGGAAGCCUAUUCCACAUCACAAUUGAUCGAACAACUCAGUGAAAGAAUCAUAUUCUCAGAUUCAUUUAGUGAUAAUCAGAAGUCCUUCAUUGGAGAGAAACUUGGGGAAUGUGCCUACAGAUUAUUGGACGGUAGCAGUGAAUACAUCCAGUUAAUCCACCUGUGCUGCGCCAUCAUGCAGGCUAAUCGAAAACGCUGAAGUCCUCAAUCGAUCUGAACACUAUAAUUAUAUUAUAACCCAUUUUUUCAUGCUAAAGGUAAAUAAAUACAAAAAAUAUUUUUUACAA